Molecule: messenger RNA, 684 nt
Organism: Suillus subalutaceus
Lineage: Eukaryota; Fungi; Basidiomycota; Agaricomycetes; Boletales; Suillaceae
Exons: 6
Coding region: 1-684 (227 amino acids)
Source: RefSeq, a predicted model, not a curated record
AUGUCGGAUACAACUCAAGGAGCUGAAAGAAGAAAUGUUGCUGAAGUUGAGGGGAGCAUCAAAUUUCCAGAUAUGCAUGCCAUGUCUGAAGAUAAACUGGCAGUACUGAUGUAUGGAAUCUCAUGCAACUUGUUGCCCCUACCAUGGGAUCCAGACAACCCAUUAAAUGCCACUACGGGUAUGCUGCAGCCUACCAUCCUCGUGAUGCACCACACCUCUAAGACUGGUACUCCCCAAUUUGUUGAUGGCAAUGCUGCCCUGGAGCCAGUUCCUGGAAUGGUGAAAAUGGUACUGGGUGUUCCCUAUAUUUAUGAGACCUAUCCAGAGCAUGCUGUUAUAUACCAGCUUGUGGAUGAACUACAACUGCUAACAUGGGGGGACAAAGGCCAGGCACCUAGCACUCCUGCAGUCUAUAAGUUGCCUGAGUUUAAGCGCAAUGACAGGUCAUCAAGACCCCAGGAAGGCUCAUAUGAAGGUUCUUACAAUCUUGCUAGUACUGUCCUAAAGGGGCAGGGACAGGGCACACUCAUUCUUCCACUGAGCAUCUCUGCAGAUGAGUGGGAUGUAUUGGAGUAUGUUAUGGCAGAGAAUAAUGUGUUCACUUUUGGAGGAGGAGGAGUGGGCCCUAUUCAGGAGGAGCUCUUGAAGAAGCCAUUGGUGGUGCUCAGGGAUCCUGGCAUGUAG